AUGGAGUCAGUCGCUGGACGCCUCCUUUUUCUCUUGAUGCUUGCAUCCUUGCACGUUGCUGCAGAACCGUCUCAAGAGGGAGUUCCUAUCAUCCCUGGAAAUGACGACGUUGUCGCCGCUCAUGAGGAAUGUCCGGGCAGCUACUAUAUCGCCAGCGGAAUGUGCAAAAAGGAGAUUAGCAGGAAGCCGUUGCAGGUCUGCCCGCCGCGCUCGACGUUCAAGGACGGCGCUUGCGUGUCAGAGCAUGAAGUGAAGGGUAUUUAUGUUUGCAGUGAGGGGGAGAAAGUGGUGGGCGACAAGUGCGAAGGAGAGGAGUCUAUCAAGGGUCUAGCCACAUGCCCGAAAGACUUCACGUUUACAGGAACAGCGUGCAUCCGAUCUCAAGAAAGUCGAGCGCAGCCUGUUUGCGAGAGCGGCUACAAAUACCGCGAGAGCUCGGGCGUGUGCAUCCGUGACGUGAAAGAGAAAGCACAACACGUGUGUCCUCCAGAGGCGAAGCAGCACGGUGACAAGUGCUUUCUGGUGGAAGUAAGUCAACCGCGAGUGGGCUGCUCGAAGGGAUACAAAAUUGAAAAUGGAAUGUGUUUCAAAGUGGAUACAGUGCGCGUGGAGCAUAAAUGCCCACACGGAUACAAAAUGGAGAACGGCAUCUGUAAAAAUUCAGUAAAAUUGCAGCCAAAUGCCGUGUGCCCGCCCGGGUUCGACUUUAAUGGAAAGGACUGCGUAACAACAAAUUUGGCGGAGCCCACGCUCAAAUGUGAGCCCGGCUACGACUUGGACGUCUAUACCGGCGGUGAUGUGUAUUGUGUGAAACGCCUAGAAAAGGCUCCUAAGCUAGAGUGCCCACAGAAAUACGAACUAAAAAACCAAGUAUGUGUAAAACAAGAGUAUGCGAAACCGCGCAGCGAGUGUCCGUCUGGAAGUGUCGAAUACGGGCGCGUUUGCGAAGCGGUUCACACCGCAGAUGCGACUCUUGUCUGUCCCGCCGACUACUCCGUGUAUAACGGACAAUGCGUGAAGAAGGUUGCUGGCCGCGUGCAUCAGGAGUGCGACCAAGGUUUCAAGCUACGCGAUGGAGGCACCUGUGUGAAGGACACGGUCCAGAAAGCCACCUUGCGUUGCUCUGAGGGACUCGAACUCUACAAAGAUGACAUCUGCAUGUCCCAGGACACGAUUAGGCCCGAGUUCGCUUGUGAAGCAGGGGAACUAACGCCUCAAGGCACCUGCGUGCGGGUAUUUAUGGCAGAUACUAUUUUUACAUGUCCCAGGGGCUUCCGUACGAACAAGCACGGCGAAUGCGUCCGCAAAGUUCUUCAUGCUGCUGCAGUCACAUGUCCAGGAGACGCCAAACUGAGAGGCGGUAGCUGCAUUCUUCUCGAAGAACAGCCUCCAGUUGAGACUUGCGAAGAGGGGUACGUACAUGAUGGUCAAGGGAGCUGCAUUAAAUAUGACGUGCGGCCUCCAAAACGUUCCUGCCCGGGAAAAUACAGGUUAUUCAACACGCUAUGCGUACGCAGAGCUCUCAGGGUUUAA
Messenger RNA from Ochotona princeps (American pika), 1533 nucleotides. Its product is annotated as latent-transforming growth factor beta-binding protein 2-like. Bases 1 to 1533 code for a protein of 510 amino acids. NCBI's taxonomy places the organism in Eukaryota, Metazoa, Chordata, Mammalia, Lagomorpha, Ochotonidae. The transcript has 3 exons. The record is from RefSeq and is a predicted model, not a curated record.